Messenger RNA from Malassezia sympodialis ATCC 42132, 927 nucleotides. RefSeq names its product putative allergen (gene MDH1). Gene Ontology annotation, biological process: malate metabolic process; tricarboxylic acid cycle. Lineage: Eukaryota; Fungi; Basidiomycota; Malasseziomycetes; Malasseziales; Malasseziaceae. Gene Ontology annotation, cellular component: cytoplasm; mitochondrion. The transcript has 2 exons. The record is from RefSeq and is a predicted model, not a curated record. Gene Ontology annotation, molecular function: L-malate dehydrogenase (NAD+) activity. Bases 1 to 927 code for a protein of 308 amino acids.
AUGUUCGCUCGUGCUGCUCUCCGUACUUCGCCUGCUGUGGCUGCCCCCGUUUCGGUCCGUCUGUUUUCGCAGUCGGCUACUGCCAACCGCAAUGUUGCUGUGCUUGGUGCCUCGGGUGGUAUCGGCCAGCCCUGCACUGGUUACCCUCAAGAGGAUCUCGAAAAGGCUCUGGAGGGUGCUGAGGUGAUUCUCAUUCCUGCCGGCGUCCCUCGCAAGCCCGGCAUGACUCGUGACGAUCUCUUCAACACGAAUGCCUCGAUUGUGCGUGACCUGGCCAAGGCUGCUGCCAAGGUCGCACCCAAGGCGCACAUGCUGAUCAUCUCGAACCCAGUUAACUCGACUGUUCCUAUUGUGGCGGAGGUGUUCAAGAAGGCUGGCGUCUACGACCCCAAGCGCCUCUUUGGUGUUACCACUCUCGAUGUGACUCGUGCGUCGACCUUCCUGUCUGGCCUCGCUGGCUCGAACCCUGACGACACCAAGGUUCCUGUGAUCGGUGGCCACUCGGGUGUCACCAUUGUGCCCCUUCUUUCGCAGGCUCAGCAGGGCUCGUCCAUUUCUGCUGGUGAGCAGUAUGAGAAGCUUGUGCACCGCAUCCAGUUCGGCGGUGACGAGGUCGUCAAGGCCAAAGACGGUGCGGGCUCGGCCACUCUCUCGAUGGCCUACGCCGCCGCUGUGUUCGCCAACAGCCUCCUCAAGGCCCUCAAUGGUGAGAAGGGCGUCAAGGAGUGCGCUUUUGUCGAGAGCCCGCUCUUCGCUGACAAGGCUAAGUUCUUCGCCAGCCCGAUUGAGCUCGGCACUGAAGGUGUCGCCUCGAUCCCUGCUCUGCCUCAGCUGAGCGCCGAGGAGCAGAAGCUUGUGGACGCUUGCCUCCCUGACCUUGCCAAGAACAUCAGCAAGGGUGUCAACUGGGCCAACGAGAACCCUUAA